Salvia splendens (bonfire salvia) is the source of this 1050-nucleotide messenger RNA. Its product is annotated as expansin-like B1. Lineage: Eukaryota; Viridiplantae; Streptophyta; Magnoliopsida; Lamiales; Lamiaceae. Gene Ontology annotation, cellular component: extracellular region. The transcript is spliced from 5 exons. The record is from RefSeq and is a predicted model, not a curated record. Bases 34 to 804 code for a protein of 256 amino acids.
UCUUCUUCCCUUAUAUCCUCAUAACCUUGCUACAUGGCUAUGAUGGCACUUGUAUUCGGUCUUCUUACAGCUACCCUUCUCCUGUUUGGAUCUUUCGGGGAUGCUGCCCCGUGCGCGGAUUGUUUCUCCCAGUCGAGGGCUGCUUAUUACCCGAAUUCUGAUGACAAAGGAACAGAAACCGGACGAUGUGGCUAUGGUGCGUUUGGGGCGACAAUUAACAAUGGAUACGUAGCUGCAGUAUCAGAUCUAUAUCGAGACGGAUUAGGAUGUGGUGCUUGCUACCAGGUCAGGUGUACUAAUGGCAAGUACUGUUCGGAUAAAGGAGUGAAUGUAGUCAUAACGGACCACGGUUCCAGCCAUGAUACUGACUUCAUUAUGAGCAGGCGUGCUUUUGGCCGAAUGGCUCAGAACAUGGAUGCAGGUGCAUCUCUUUUAGCAUUGGGCGUCGUAGAUAUUGAAUAUAGACGGGUUUCAUGCAGCUAUCCGAACAAAAAUAUUACGAUUGAGAUAGACGAAAGCAGUAGCAACCCACAUUAUCUGGCAUUUGUAAUUUGGUAUCAGCAAGGCAUGGAAGACAUAACUGCAGUGCAACUGUGUGAGACACAAAGUUACACGUGCAAACUAUUGGAUCGGAGUUAUGGAGCAGUAUGGACAGCUACCUCGCCACCAAGUGGACCACUUUCAGUAAGGAUGCUCUUGAGAGAUGAAAAUGGAGACGAGAAAUGGAUAGUUCCGGUCAAUGACAUACCCGAUAACUGGAAAGCAGGAGACAUAUAUGACUCUGGAGCACAAGUUAUUGCCUGAUCAAGCAACUGUCAAUUAAUCUUCAUAUUGCCUAGCUCGUUGAAAUGUUAUUGCUUUUAGGCCUUCAAUGGAUUCUAUUGUUCAAGUAGGAACCAAAAAAUAAGUUGCCAAUUUAUCUAUGUAUUGGAUUUAUUUUAUAUAUGAGUGUUAAAAGUAGAAGGAUAUUAUGCCUUACAAGAUAAAACAUUUAAUGUGCAAAUUGGAUAUGCCUGUCAAGUUCUUCUAAGAUGAACUAAUUAUUACCAA